UCCACGCGGGCGGGGCGGGGCUCCUGGCGGGGCGAGGGCCCGGGCCUCGGGCGAGCGCUGUGGCGGCGUCAUGUCCUCCGAGGUGGCCGCGCGCCGCGACGCCAAGAAGCUGGUGCGCUCCCCCAGCGGCCUGCGCAUGGUGCCCGAGCACCGCGCCUUUGGCAGCCCCUUCGGCCUGGAGGAGCCGCAGUGGGUCCCGGAUAAGGAGUGCCCGAGGUGCAUGCAGUGUGACGCCAAGUUUGACUUCCUGACCAGAAAGCACCACUGUCGCCGGUGUGGGAAGUGCUUCUGUGACAAGUGCUGUGGCCAGAAGGUGCCGCUGCGGCGCAUGUGUUUCGUGGACCCUGUGCGGCAGUGCGCCGAGUGCGCCCUGGUGUCGCACAAGGAGGCAGAGUUCUACGACAAGCAGCUCAAGGUGCUCCUGAGCGGAGCUACUUUUCUCGUAACUUUCGGAAACUCUGAGAAGCCAGAAACCAUGGUUUGUCGUCUCUCCAACAACCAGAGGUACUUGCUUCUGGAUGGGGACAGCCGCCACGAGAUCGACAUUGCACACAUUUCGACUGUGCAGAUCCUCACGGAAGGCUUUCCGCCCGGAGAAAAAGACACUCACACUUACACCAGCCUCCUGGGGAGCCAGCCCGCCUCUGAAGGAGGCAACGCACGGGCCACAGGCAUGUCCCUGCGGUUUGCAGCACCGGGGGCGGAGGGCCUGACGCAGCUGAAGCUGACGGCCGGGGAGGACGCACACGCCAGCAGGAGGCAGUCGACGGCGUGGCUGGCGGCCAUGCACAAGGCCACCAAGCUCCUCUACGAGUCGAGGGACCAGUGACUCCAUGUGGGACGGACCGUCAGCAGGGGACCGUGGAGCCAGCUCUGCACACACAGGCAACUAACCCCACACGUGCUGGGAAACGCAAGUCGAGCGUUUGGAGAAACAGAUCUAGUGCGAUAUGCACAGCUCGUUAACACUCUAAACAGCUUCGUGCUUUAGAGUUUGUGCACUAUCCUGUUGAUACUUAAUUGGAGGCGGGAGAGACUCAGCUACACUACUCACUACUGCUGAACUCUUUUUAGCGUAACUUCAACCAUAUUUUUAUGGGUGCCCAGGUUUGCUAGAAGGUUCUGGCCCCUCGGUGUUCACUCUUGCAGAGUAAUGAUUUGGGCAGUGGGAAGUCGGGCCCGAUCUGUUUGCGAUCCUGGUUUCUAGUGCGUCAGUUUACAGUCUCCCUGAGCCCGUUUUAUAGACUGUCCACUUACCGCAUCACUAAUCUGGGCUACGAACAAACCUUUGACACUUCACUGAGGGGGAGAAGCCAGCUUUGCUUUUUGUACUUUCACUUACUAUUUCCCUUUAUUAAAAUAAUUGUACAACAAUUUGUAUAUAAAGCUUAUGAUUAAAACUUAUUUUGAAACUAA
Panthera uncia (snow leopard) is the source of this 1416-nucleotide messenger RNA. It is a transcript of the gene ZFYVE21, whose product is annotated as zinc finger FYVE-type containing 21. The transcript is spliced from 8 exons. The record is from RefSeq and is a predicted model, not a curated record. NCBI's taxonomy places the organism in Eukaryota, Metazoa, Chordata, Mammalia, Carnivora, Felidae. The coding region runs from base 71 to 829 and encodes 252 amino acids. Gene Ontology annotation, molecular function: metal ion binding.